AAAGAACACAACACGAGCAGCUGUGUCGUCACAUCCGCAAAUUUGUAACAUGGAUCCAAGCGGUUUGAAGCUCAAUUUCUGGGAGAAUGGACCAAAACCCGGACAGUUUUAUUCAUUUCCUGGCAACAGUUUAGCCCCAGGAUGCGGACCUAUCAAACACACUCUAAACCCCAUGGUGACGGGAACAUCAGUGUUGGGAGUGAAGUUUACAGGUGGAGUCAUCAUCGCAGCUGACAUGCUGGGCUCCUAUGGUUCCCUGGCACGGUUCCGUAACAUCUCUCGUCUCAUGAAGGUGAAUGACACCACCAUCCUGGGCGCUUCCGGUGACUACGCAGACUACCAGUACAUGAAGCAGAUAAUCGAACAGAUGGUGAUCGAUGAGGAGCUCCUGGGGGACGGUCACAGCUACAGCCCCAAAGCCAUUCACUCCUGGUUGACAAGGGUAAUGUACAACCGCCGCAGCAAGAUGAACCCACUGUGGAACACUGUGGUUGUUGGUGGAUUCUACAACGGCGAGAGCUUCCUGGGCUACGUGGACAAGCUGGGUGUGGCCUAUGAGGCACCUACAGUGGCGACAGGGUUUGGUGCUUACCUGGCCCAGCCCCUGAUGAGGGAGGUGGUGGAGAACAAGGUGGAGAUCACUAAGGAUGAGGCGCGAGCGCUGAUUGAGCGCUGCCUUAAAGUGCUGUACUAUCGCGAUGCUCGCUCCUACAACAGGCAUGAGAUUGCCAUUGUGACAGAAGAAGGUGUGGAGAUUGUUGGCCCCAUGUCUUGUGAGACCAACUGGGAAAUUGCCCACAUGGUCAGUGGGUUUGAAUAAGGACGAUGUUGGCGAUUCAGGACUGUACGUUAAGCCACACUAUCAGUCUAUUUGUUCCAUGACAUUCUAAAAUGUUAGCGCUUUGAUAAGGCUGCUAUGUAACCAAUUUAGUUUUUCCCACUUUUGUAAUAUGAAAAAUAAAUGUACAUUUCUGAA
This is a messenger RNA of Oncorhynchus masou masou (cherry salmon), 976 nucleotides long. RefSeq names its product proteasome subunit beta type-4-like. Bases 50 to 820 code for a protein of 256 amino acids. NCBI's taxonomy places the organism in Eukaryota, Metazoa, Chordata, Actinopteri, Salmoniformes, Salmonidae. The record is from RefSeq and is a predicted model, not a curated record. The transcript has 7 exons. Gene Ontology annotation, cellular component: proteasome core complex.